UAACCAGUGAUAGGACGAGAGGUAAUGGCCUCAAGUCGUGCUCGGAGAGGGUCAGGUUGGAUAACAGGAAAAAUUUCUUCCCUGAAAGAGUGGUCAGGCAUUGGAACAGGAUGCCCAGGGAGGUGAUGGAGUCACUGUCACACGGAGAGGUGGCACUGAGGGCUGUGGUGAGUGGGCAUGGCGGGGGUGGGUUGGGGUCUUUGAGUCCUUCAUAAUCUUGGAGCUGUUUGUUUCGCUGGGUGAUGCUGUUCUGUGGGCGUUGCGCCUCAGCAGCGUUCAUAAAUUCAGAACCUCCUUGAUGUCACAGCUGCCCGGACUGUCACUGGCAAUUGCUCUAAUUGCCAGAGGUUAUGAAGAGCUUGGUAGAAAAAGAAUGCCAGUUUAGGAUGUAACCUCAGUAACAGCCUCAGGCUUGGAAGGAGCUUUCCCCUGUUGCCAGGUCACAAUGUGUCUCUGUUCCGAGGAGCGCCUUCUCUCAUCUGCCUGGCACCAGGAGGCCCUGCCAGGGGAAGGCUGCACACCUGCAGGACCCCCCAGGGGUUUGGGAUCCCCCACGGGCAGGAUUUCAUCUGAUGGCAGCUGCUGAAGCUGAUGCUCAGAAACUGAGCUCUCUCCAACUGCAAAGAUGGUAAUAAACGUCUGUCUCCCACACUUCAAGCCAAGAAUUCAGUGCAACAAGAUCUCUGCUGAUGGUUACGAAGUGGAGAACCUGAUCUCUGAAGACCUUGCCAGGAGAAAUCGUGGUUUCCGCAGCGAGUACUUCAUCAAGCCUCCAGUCCACGUCACUAUCUCUUUUCCUUUCAACAUUGAGAUCUGCAGGAUUAAUAUCGACAUCUCAUCCGGAGGAUACCAAGCCUUCUCCGGGCUGGAAGUUUACACCUCUACCUCAUGUAAUAAAACCUCUUGGCAGAGCCCCGAGGGUCAGUUCUCAGGUCUGGCCGGUCAGGCUGUGUCGGACAAAGACGCUUUCACACUGGUGGGCAAAGCUGUCUUAAAAAAUCAAAGCAAAGUGACGUUCGGCCACAGAGGCUUCAAGCCGAGGCCUCCCUUCCAUCAGAUGGAAAAUGUCUUCUCCUAUCCCGGCGCCGUGUCUCAAGAGCUUUGGAACAAGGGGCCUUCCUCGCUGAGCAACGUGUCGCACUUAAAAAUCUGCAUCACCCACGUGGCCGGAGGUGGAGUGCCUAGCAUCAAGAGGCUGGAGGUGUGGGGACAGCCUGCCAAGUCGUGCCCGCAGGAGGUGAUCGAGGGCGUCUUUCAGGUCGCGUCGCAGUGCGUCGCCCAGGAGGUUGGCACCCUCAAGCCUGAGAUCUGGACGCCCAUGGAGAGCGACUGCGUGCCCUUCAGCACCAACGACAGCGAGCGGCAGGCCCUCCGCAAGUUGGUGGACGUCGUCCAAGACAUCCCUGAAGAGUUCCUGGACCCCAUCACUUUGGAGAUCAUGACCUUCCCCAUGCUCCUGCCCUCCGGGAAGGUGAUUGACCAGAGCACCUUGGAAAAAUGCAACCGGAGCGAGGCGUCUUGGGGCAGGGUGCCCAGCGAUCCUUUCACUGGGGUGGCCUUCAGCCAGCACUCGCAGCCCCUACCUCACCCCACUCUCAAGGCCAGGAUAGAUCACUUCCUCUUACAGCACAGCAUUCCCGGCACCAACCUGCUCGGCAGGGCUCACGCCUCCGAAAUGCUCGUACCUUCCUCCGUAACGUCUUCUCUGAAAAGGAAAAUGGACUGCGUGGAUCCGACUUCUGUGCAGCCGCUUUAUUUUUCUUCUACAAACUUACUUGUCACAUCUACCUCAGAGAACAGUGCUAAAAAAAUGAAAACUGACAGUGACUCGCAUUUGAUCCAGAUGGACUGUUCUACAGGCAUACCUGAAGCGUGCUGGAGUCGCUGUCUGCAGCUGCUCUGUGGAUGUAUCUGUACUUCGUGCAGCAACGCUUGCCUCUUCUCUCUGGUAUUGUCAAGCAGACUUAGUGCUUCAGGCAGGAAUCCCACUGGUAGCAGUCUCAGAAACAGAGGAGGCCGGAGUGUGCGUUCCUGCUCCGAUCCGUCGUUCCGUGCUGUAGGAAGUACUGCGGAUUGUGGCAGGCCGGGUCCUGAUCUGGUCUCUCACGAACAAAAACUGUCCGAGAGCUUGGACACCGCCUUGAACUCAGCGCUCAGCUCCAUGCCAUCGUUCACGGCCAAGCUGAUGAAGAGCCAGCAGCAGGCGCAGAGCGAGGGAGGCUGCAGCACUUCGUGGAACGCGGGCUCCGUCCUGGAGCACAGCAGGAGCGGGCAGAGCCAGGGUUGCGCGUCCUGCGGCAAAACCUUCUCGUCUUACUUCAAAACGGAGCCCAUCUACCAGCUUCCCUGCGGCCACCUCAUGUGCCGCCCGUGCUUGGCCGAGAAGCAGAAGGCUCUGUCCAUCCUGUGCGUGAGCUGCAAGAGGUCGGUGGCCACGCACGACGUCGGGAGGGUCCACUUCUAAGGCCUCGGGAGGAGAAGCGGGAGCCGCUGCUGUCCCGUGUGUCGGCGUGGGUUCGUGCGAGGACGGCGGCCAAACGAGCAUCGUUGGAGAGAGCUCCUUGUGCUUACACAGAGUAGAGUGGGGGGCGGGGGGGGGUUAGAGCAUCGCGCCGGAGCCAAAAGCGAUCUUGAGGAUAAUAAAAGCCAUAGCUUCUUUAACAAGGAACGAUGUAUUUAUACGGAACUGAUUGCCACCUGUCGCACCCGCCCUCCUACCACCAUCCCCGUGGCUCAGUGGUUAGCAUAGGUGCCUUGUGGACGGUGAGUUUAGCUUCCCCGGGGGUUCAAACCAUUUCAACAUCGGACGAGCAGCCGCUGGGCCGCGGACCGGGCCGAGUCCUUGUGGUUGGCAACGUGCAAGCGACCCGACUUCUCCCCUCCCCACCUCGCUCCCCUCGCACGUGGCUCAUCCUUCCCAAGUGCAGCAAGGCAGGAGAGGAGCGGGCGCUCCUGCUCACGUGGACUCCUGUAGAAAAGUCAUCGCGUUACACCGAACGUCCCCUCUCGGUUUCUGUCGUGUGACUGGACCAGCUCCCGUCUGGCUGAUAGACAUUUAAGCCUUAAUAAAAUUAUGGUUAAAGUCA
This is a messenger RNA of Numida meleagris (helmeted guineafowl), 3086 nucleotides long. RefSeq names its product U-box domain containing 5 (gene UBOX5). NCBI's taxonomy places the organism in Eukaryota, Metazoa, Chordata, Aves, Galliformes, Numididae. Gene Ontology annotation, cellular component: nucleus. Gene Ontology annotation, molecular function: DNA binding; ubiquitin-ubiquitin ligase activity; ubiquitin protein ligase binding. The record is from RefSeq and is a predicted model, not a curated record. Gene Ontology annotation, biological process: protein polyubiquitination. The transcript is spliced from 7 exons. Bases 626 to 2464 code for a protein of 612 amino acids.